AGUUUUAGAGGGGAAGAUACUCGCAAGACUUUUGUGGAUCAUCUCUACUCAGCUCUCGAAGAACAGGGGAUCUACACUUACAAGGAUGACAUAACACUUGCUCGGGGAGAAUCGAUCAGCCCUUCCCUGUUGAAGGCUAUUGGAGAAUCGCAGAUUGCCAUCAUCGUGUUCUCUAAAAACUAUGCAAAUUCGACCUGGUGCUUGGAUGAACUUACACAUAUUAUUAAAUGCAGGAAUGAGAUAGGGCAAACUGUUAUGCCCAUAUUUUAUGACGUGGAUCCCUCUGAAGUGAGAAAACAAAAACGAAAAUACAAAGAAGCAUUUGACACACAUGAGGUGGAAAACAAAAACAAAAUUAAAUCUUGGGGACAAGCAGUUGUUGAUGAACCUUGGGGAUGGCUCUCUGCACCGUUCGAGCAAAAUCGAAAAUACAGAGAAGCUGCUGCCAAACAGGAGUUGGAAAACAAGAUGAAGGUUGAAUCAUGGAGAAAAGCACUUGUGGAGGCAAGUAACAUUUCUGGAUGGGAAACCACACAGAUUGCCAACGGGCAUGAAUCACAGGGCAUCAAACAAAUAGUUGUCGAAAUUUCGCAGAAAUUGUAUCCAUUAACUUCAAAAGCAGAUGAAAAUCUGAUUGGAAUGGCUGUACGCGUGCAAAGUUUGAAAUCAGAGUUACAAAUUGAGUCAGGCGGUGUUCUCAUGAUUGGAAUAUGGGGGGUUGGGGGUGGUGGUAAGACUACUCUUGCAUCUUCGGGUUAUAGAGAAAUCUCUAGCAAGUUUAAUGGUUGCUGCUUUAUUAAAAAUAUUCGAGAGGAAUCAAGCAGGUAUGGGCUGGAAAAGUUGCAAAAAAAAAUUCUUUCAGAAAUGAAAGUAAACAAAGUUGGAGGAGGAAGAUCCUUGAUAGAUAAUAGGUUACGCCGUAGAAAGGUCUUGAUUGUUCUAGAUGAUGUCCAUCACCUCGACCAACUAAAAGCAUUAGCUGGGUCACAUGAUUGGUUCGGUGAAGGAAGCCGAAUAAUAAUCACAACCAGAGAUGUGCAUUUAUUAAAUGCACAUAGAGUUGAUGUAAUGCACAAUGUCAGCUUGUUAAACGAUGAGGAGGCUAUUGAGCUCUUCCGCAAGCUUUCACCGCAAGAUUACAUACCUAAGGAAGAUUAUGAGCAGCUUUCAAAAGAUGUGGUUUCUUAUGCUGGUGGGCUCCCAUUAGCACUUGCAGUUCUCGGUCCUUUCCUUUGUGACAAAGAUAUUGACGAGUGGAGGAGUGCUUUGGCCAGAUUGAAAGAGAUCCCAAAUGAUGAUAUUGUGGGAAAGCUAAAACUCAGCUUUGAUGGACUUACAAAGGUUGAGAAAGAGUUGUUCCUUGAUAUUGCUUGUUUUUUUAGGUGGGAGAGCAAAGAAAGGUCAAUGGAGAUACUUGAUGCUUGUGGUUUUCAUCCUGUUAUAGGAGUGAAGGUGUUGAUACAAAAGGCUCUCAUAACUAUUUCAGAAGAUGGAAAGUUUGAUAUGCAUGAUCUGGUGCAAGAAAUGGGACACCACAUUGUUAGAGGGGAACACCCUAACAACCCUGAAAAACAUAGUAGAGUUUGGAAGAAGGAAGAUGCUAUAAAAAUAUGCUCUAUGGAUGCAACAACGGAACUUGAUAUGAUUGAAGCAGUAGGACUUGGAUUCUUUAUUUUUCCACCAGGGGAUAAUCUACCACUUGUUGCAAACGCAAAGAACCUUAGGUGGAUUGAAUGGCAAUGUGAUUUUGCAUUUCAUUUGCUUAGUAACUUUCCACAAAGGACGCUUUGUUGUCUAAUAUUGGGGUCGUGCCUGCAGAAACAGUUAUGGGAGGGUAAUAAGUUGCUGCCCAAUUUGAAGACAAUUGAACUUUAUGGUUUGGAAAACCUAAUCAUGACACCAGAUUUUGAUGGACUUCCAAAUCUUGGAAGAUUCAUCCUUACUCGAUGUUUCUAUUUAAAAGAGAUUCAUCCAUCGAUUGGACGCUUGGAAAGUCUUGUUUUCUUAUGUAUAGCACAUUGUCCCCGUCUUGAGAAGUUUCCACCCAUCAUCCAACCAAAGAAACUUAAAACCCUAGAAUUCUCAAGCUGCCCCAAACUUUUUAAUAUCUCAGAGAUCCAAAAGCAGAACAUUGACAAUUUAGGGAAUCUUGAUUUGGAUAAUAGUGGGAAAGAAGUUGAAUCCUAUAUGGAAAGUUGUUUAGAGGAGCCUUGUUUAUCUCGUAACAACAUGAAUCCUUGUUUGUAUGACAAAAACAUGAACCACAUAGGGUUGCAGUUGUUUUUCAAUGACAUAAGAAAGUUGGAUCUUAGCUUUUGCCGUUUGGGAGAUGAAGAGAUUUGCUCUGCUGAUUGGGAGUUGCCCAACUUGAAAGAACUCAAUCUAAGAGGAAAUGACUUUUCACGAUUAAGUUUCAGUCGCUUGAAACUUCCUCGGCUCAAACUGCUCAAUGUGUCAUAUUGCCAAGGCCUUGUAGAAUUGUCAGAGCUGCCAUCAAGUAUAGCUGUUGUUUUGGCUGAUUCUUGUACCUCACUUGAGACCUUUGGAGAUGUUUCAAACUGUAAAUGGUUGUGGAACGUCUCACUUCUGUUGGGGAACAAUCGCGGUGGUGACAUAUUACUACACUCCAUGCUCCAGGGACAUGCUAUUCAGGAUCACUUUAUCAUUGUCGUUCUUGAAAGUCAGAUUCCGAAGGAGUUUACUGGUAGACUGUUUAGGAGGAACACAUUUACAUUGCAUUUUCCAGAUGAUUGGUACAGUGACUUUUGCGGGUUCUUAAUAUGUGUUGUUACCCAAGACAUGUCUCCAAAAAUUAAUACAGUAUCAAGCAGGAGGAUAUGUUUCCUUUGGUUCAUUGAGGCACACCGCAUUUUCAAAUUCAUCUUACACUAUGAUUUCAGUUUCCACAAACAGAGAGAGUUAUGUUGGAGCCAAGCUUGUUCCUAG
Lactuca virosa is the source of this 2946-nucleotide messenger RNA. NCBI's taxonomy places the organism in Eukaryota, Viridiplantae, Streptophyta, Magnoliopsida, Asterales, Asteraceae. The record is from the annotation of a GenBank genome assembly.